UAUAACGUGAGAGUAGCUUUGUUAUUCUCUCAUUACCCUAUCAACCCUAAGUAUUCUCUCUCUAUCAUAAUCAUUAUCACCAUAUCAUCAUAAUCAUCAUCAUUACACUGCACCAUCAUGUCAUCCUCCUCAAACAAAAACUGGCCAAGCAUGUUCAAAUCCAAACCUUGCAACAAUAAUCAUCAUCAUCAGCAACAUGAGAGUGGUUCUCCAUCUUACAUGCACUACUCUAAUUGCAACAUAUCUUCUUCCUUCUCCUCAGAUCGUGUACCAGAUCCUAAACCGAGAUGGAACCCUAAACCUGAACAGAUUCGGAUACUCGAAUCAAUCUUUAAUUCUGGUAUUGUUAACCCACCGAGAGAGGAGAUCCGAAGGAUCCGGAUCCGGCUUCAAGAAUACGGUCAAAUCGGCGACGCAAACGUGUUUUACUGGUUUCAAAACCAGAAAUCUCGAGCAAAACACAAACUUCGUGUUCAUCACAAAAGCCCUAAAACGUCAAAGAAAGACAAGAUCAUAAGUCCUGGUAUCGAUGCUGAUCAUUGUUUUAGUUUGGUUCACCAAGAAACCGGUUUAUUUCCGGUUCAAAACAAUGAAAUGUUGGUAACCCAACCUGCCGGUUAUCCAUCCUCCGUUCAAAAUGAUCUGAGCGUGGCUCAAUCAGGGUUUGGUUUUGGUGAUUUUGUUGUACCGGUGGUAAGGGAAGAAGGUGUGGCAUUCCCCGAGAAUGAUGAAAGCUUGGAUAAGAUUCCGGCAAUCAAUUUUUACGGUGGAGAUGGAAAUGGCUGUGGUGGAGAUUGUUUUUCUCCUCUUCCAUUGACCACAAAUCAAUCUCAAGAACAAGCUAUAGUAUUUCAUGGUGGUGAAAACGUUGAAGAUUGUGUUUCUCCGGAUAAAUUGACCGUAUUUAUUAACGACAUGCUUUUCGAAGUGGUUGCGGGAUUGUUCAACGUUAAGGAAGCUUUUGGAAACGAUGCUAUUUUGAUCAACUCUUUUGGUCAGCCUAUUUUUACAGAUGAAAAUGGUGUUACUUUUCAAUCUCUCCAAAACGGUGCCGUAUAUUACCUUAUAUAGAGGAUAUUGAAGAUCGAGUGUUAUCGUAGACAAAUAUAAUCAUAUUUUAAUAAAGAAUUUCUGUG
Camelina sativa (false flax) is the source of this 1136-nucleotide messenger RNA. Its product is annotated as WUSCHEL-related homeobox 8-like. Lineage: Eukaryota; Viridiplantae; Streptophyta; Magnoliopsida; Brassicales; Brassicaceae. The record is from RefSeq and is a predicted model, not a curated record. Gene Ontology annotation, molecular function: DNA binding; DNA-binding transcription factor activity. Gene Ontology annotation, biological process: regulation of developmental process.